CUCAUUCGGUGACUCAGUUUCAAACUUGAACUCGAGCGUUGAACAAGAACCAAUUAACAAAAUUUUCAAAAUGGCCACAAAUGUACGCAAAAUGCCAGCCAUAGAAUACAAAUUGAACAUCACCGAGGAGGAGAUACCAGAGAGUAUACGGCUCAUAGCCGAACAGCAAGGAGAAUGCCAGAAGAGCAAACAGGAGACAAUUGCUCAAUUUCGCGAUUAUAUUUUGGAACACAACGAUUGCCAGCCACAUCGAAAUGAUGACAAAUAUCUGGAAAAGUUUCUACGUGCCCGCUACUGGAAGCUGGGAAAUAGCUACAAACUGCUGUGCAGCUACUACAAAUUCCGGGAGGAGAAUAAAAACUACUAUGAGAAGGUGCGUCCCAUUGAUCUGAGGCAUCUGGGCGAUGAGAAUAUAUUGACAGUGACGCCAUAUCGCGAUCAGCUUGGACAUCGCAUACUCAUCUAUCGCUUUGGCAUAUGGCGACCAAAUCGCGUCACUGUCGAUGAUAUAUUCAGGGCUACGAUUAUUCUACAGGAACUGGGCUCCAUGGAGCCUAUCUCACAGAUAAUGGGCGGUGUGGCCAUAUUUGAUUUGAAGGAUUUGGGACUGGAGCAUCUGAUCCAUUUGAGUCCCGGUGUGGCACAGAAAAUGCUUGCCUUAUUAGUGACCUCCAUGCCCAUUCGCACAUCCGCCCUGCACAUAGUCAAUCAGAACUGGCUCUUUAAUGCAGCAUUUAAGAUUUUCAAGCCUUUCCUCAAUGCCUCCAUGCGAGAGCGUCUUUUCAUACAUGGCAGCGAUAUGAGUUCCCUACACAAGCACAUUAAUCCCGAAAAUCUGCCUAAACGAUAUGGUGGCUUACAUGAGGAUUAUUCCUACACGCUCUGGUUGGAAAUGUUGGAGCAACAGUGUGCGAACAGUGGUGUUCAGAAGGAGAUGGAGCAACUGGGUUUUAUUUUCGAUUAGGCAUAUUCAAAACUAUUUUUUGUACUCCAAUGCUCUCUUAAAUAAUAUGCAUUAAACAUUUGAGGAAAAGUCAA
This is a messenger RNA of Drosophila grimshawi, 1038 nucleotides long. Its product is annotated as alpha-tocopherol transfer protein. The transcript is spliced from 6 exons. Gene Ontology annotation, molecular function: phosphatidylinositol bisphosphate binding. Bases 71 to 964 code for a protein of 297 amino acids. Gene Ontology annotation, cellular component: membrane. The record is from RefSeq and is a predicted model, not a curated record. Lineage: Eukaryota; Metazoa; Arthropoda; Insecta; Diptera; Drosophilidae.